CUGAGAGAUUCGAAAGGAGCCCCGCCCCCUCGGAGCUGAUUCCCGGGACUAGGUUGUGGAAGGAAAGCACCUUCCACCGGAGCUCAGGUGUCUGAGCUGACUCUUUCCUGCUUUCUGGAACAUGGAAGAUUUAGAAGAAGAUGUAAAGUUUAUAGCGGAUGAGACCUUGGACUUUAGGGGGCUGUCACCAUCGGACAGUCGAGAGGAAGAAGAUGCAGCGGUGUUGGUGACUCCGGAGAAACCCCUCCGACGAGGCCUCUCCCAUCGAAGUGACCCAAAUGCAGCGGCCCCCACUCCCCAGGGUCUGAGGCUCAGCUUAGGCCCCCUCAGUCCGGAGAAGCUGGAAGAAAUCCUCCAUGAAGCCAACCGGCUGGCAGCUCAGCUGGAGCAGUGUGCCCUGCAGGAGCGGGAGAACACAGGCGAGGGCUCAGGGCCUCGAAGGGUGAAGCCCAGCCCUCGGCGGGAGACCUUUGUGCUCAAGGACAGUCCUGUCCGAGACCUGCUGCCCACCGUGAGCUCUUUGGCUCGGAGCACCCCCUCUCCAAGCAGCCUGACACCCCGACUCCGGAGCAGCGAUAGGAAGGGGUCCGUCAGGGUUCUUCGAACAACAUCUGGAAAGAAGCCCUCCAGUGUGAAGAGGGAGUCGCCCACAUGCAAUCUGUUCCCUGCCUCCAAAAGCCCAGCGUCUUCCCCUCUUGCCCGAUCAGCUCCUCCGGUCCGGGGAAAAGCUGGGCCCAGUGGGAGAGCGACAGCAAGCCCACCUACCCCUGUCAGACCAGUCUUGGCCCCACAGCCUUCUGCUGGCAGCUCUCAGCGCCCGUCUCGGCCCCAGGGAGCAGCUGCUAAACCUUCCAGUCGACUGCCUGUUCCCUCGGCCGUUCCCAGGCCUGGCAACAGGAUGCCACUCGCCAGCCGGAGUGUCCCAUCCAGCAAAGGUGCCCCUCCUUCAGAUUCCCUGUCAGCUCGGAAAGGACUUCCAAGACCAAGUGCGGCAGGGCACAGAGUUCCUGUUCCUCAACGACCAAAUCUUCCCAUUUCUGGUGCUGGUCGCAGCAAUCUGCAGCCUCCUAGGAAAGUUGCUGUCCCAGGAUCUACCAGGUAAAGAGAUCAGGACAGCAAGCAAGAAUUCAGUAGCAAACCACUACAGCCACUGCCUGGACUCACCUCUGUUCGGUUUCCCAAGCCUUCUCCUUGGAGGCAGGCCUGAUUCUAGCAGAUCUGGCCCAGGGAUAGAAGAAAGA
Molecule: messenger RNA, 1241 nt
Organism: Bubalus bubalis (water buffalo)
Lineage: Eukaryota; Metazoa; Chordata; Mammalia; Artiodactyla; Bovidae
Gene: PSRC1
Product: proline and serine rich coiled-coil 1
Exons: 8
Coding region: 122-1102 (326 amino acids)
Biological process (GO): mitotic metaphase chromosome alignment
Cellular component (GO): spindle microtubule; spindle pole; microtubule cytoskeleton
Molecular function (GO): microtubule binding
Source: RefSeq, a predicted model, not a curated record